CUGGUACCGGUCUUCGGCAAGUCCACUCGGCUCCCACAUCCUCUUGUAACCACAUCACUCCAUCAUCUCUUGUCCAGGCCGUGCCCGUUGAGCCCCCUCUAUCCGGCCAAACAAUAUUUCAAGCACACAGCAUCCCUCCUCACAGCUCACAACUCCUCGCAUCGUACCGCCCCACGUUUCAUUUUGAUGAUGUCUCUAACUUGCUUAUGUUCUCUUAUCCACGUGUUGAACACCUACGAGAGAUGUAAUAGCUUGGGGAGGAGGCCUUCAUCCAGCAGUGGACUAAACAUGACUGACGAUGAAGAUGAUGGCCUUAAUGUGGAUCAGCAGUCAACUCAGAGUUCGCACAUCGGGUUCAAUUCCGCCCAAAUUGUUCAAUUAAAUUCGGCUCAUUUGUUUCGCGGAGCCGUGUUGACACUGCUGCUGUUGCUGUUGUGUGACCUCGACCGCUGUGUGACGAUGAGUGUGCCUGCAGGCGACGCUGUGCUCCCCGUGGUGGGCUCUGUAUCAGUGUUCUUCACUGAUUUUCAGAGUGGGCUCACUCUCCGUUGAGACACACUCGGUGAGAGGCAGUGUCGGCAGCGGUGUUGGUGGAGAGCGUGGAGGAUCUGGAGCUGCUGGUGGCGACCAAGGUGGACGCACUGAGGCUGGCCCUGCAGAUCCGAGAUGUGGACGCGGAUGACAAGUGGCUGGUGCGCAUGCUGCACAGCGUGGAGUCCGAGCUGCAGGAAGCUGAGGCAUUUGUGCAGGAUAUGCAGCAGCUGCAGAGGCAGCGAAACCAGAUUGCGCUCGAAGUGCAGGCGGUGAUGGCACAAAUCACCAGAAAUAACGAAUCGCUGCAGCACAUGCUUGAGAACCUGCCAAGGCACCUGCCCGGGAAGCAGCCUCCGCUAGCGGCCAGCAUGCAGGCCAGUGGUGAUCCCCAUUUCGCUGGGGCCCAAGGGGGGGUCCAGGCGACCGCUGUGGCCCCAUUGCAACCCGCACAGCCUCCCAAGAAGGAGCGACCGGCGCCCCCCCCAAUCCCCGCAAUCAAGAUCCUCACCGUGAGCGAGUUCGAGGCAGUGCCAGCGUACCUGAAAGGCCGCAUGGCGUACGAGCAGGUGAACGGCACCGUGCACGAGAUAAAUUGCGCGCUCGCCUCCAAGUACACGCUGCUGCGGCAGCCGAAGCGCUCGCUCGGGGAGGCUGCCGUCAAGCGGCAUCGUGUCUACCGCGAGCAGGAGACCCCGCACACCAAAGGCCACAGCUUCUUCGUAGAUGACGACCUGCGCGAGAACUCGAAGCUGCGCGUGGACAAGCGCCUCUUCAACCUGCUGGGCGUGCUGCGCCACUGCCAGCGCCUGCGCGAGGUGCGCGGGGGCGGGCUCACGCGCUACGUGGUGCUCUGAGCACCGCCGGCGCCACCGCCGCUUGUCCCGAACCCCCACACGCUCGCCCCCAAGGUGGUCAGGCCUUUGUGUCGUGCUGGCACGCCGAUGGAGGUUUCGCGAUUGCCGAGGUGGCUACAUCGUGUGAGCUGCCGCUGUGUUCGUGCCUCCUGUGAGAUUAUUGCUGUCCCUUUGAUCGUCAAUCUUAUUUGCUGCCUCCCAGAACAAUAUACAUAUUGUGUGAA
Petromyzon marinus (sea lamprey) is the source of this 1612-nucleotide messenger RNA. NCBI's taxonomy places the organism in Eukaryota, Metazoa, Chordata, Hyperoartia, Petromyzontiformes, Petromyzontidae. The record is from RefSeq and is a predicted model, not a curated record.